UUUUUAUAUAUUUUUGCCUUAUUUUUAAAUAUUUUUGAGCAAAAUGAUCAAAUUUCUAAUUCUAAUGUGUUUAAUAAUCAAAUCAAAUUCGUGGACUUGGGAUGAUUAUCCAUCCCCUAGAGGACCAGAUUAUCGAAAAUGUGGUGUUACAAAACCAGCCUAUGUUUGUGAUCCUGAUGGGUUGUUAACUGAUCAACAGAGAGAGGAAAUUGUAGAAUUGGUUGAGGAUUUUAAGGAAAAAACUAAAAGGGUAAACUUUACACCGUCCGGUCGAAACAGCGUCCACACACAUUCAUUUCACAAAAAGAAAAAAAGGGUAAAAAGAGCAUUCGCUGUCCAUUAG
Meloidogyne enterolobii is the source of this 343-nucleotide messenger RNA. The record is from the annotation of a GenBank genome assembly. NCBI's taxonomy places the organism in Eukaryota, Metazoa, Nematoda, Chromadorea, Rhabditida, Meloidogynidae.